This is a messenger RNA of Dendronephthya gigantea, 2509 nucleotides long. RefSeq names its product xaa-Pro aminopeptidase 1-like. The coding region runs from base 139 to 2214 and encodes 691 amino acids. The transcript is spliced from 26 exons. The record is from RefSeq and is a predicted model, not a curated record. Lineage: Eukaryota; Metazoa; Cnidaria; Anthozoa; Malacalcyonacea; Nephtheidae. Gene Ontology annotation, molecular function: metalloaminopeptidase activity.
CAAUCAAUAAAUUGCAUGAUCUCUGACAUUUAAGACUAAAUCCAAGUCAUAUGCUUCCGACACGCUUGAGAAUAUUAGCAACGUACGGCAUUUAUAACAAAAAUUAUUUGUGUUUGUUAUUCAUUUCAAAGAGCAGACAUGAUGAAACGUCUGGUGGAUGUAUUCAUUUUAGCAGUGUUGAUAGAAGCUGGGCACGUUUCAGGCGAUGGCGCUGAUGUAAGGUCAUGUGGACAAAACCCACCGUAUUAUCCCAGAUCGGUGGUAAAAACGGGAGACCGCAUAGAAAGACUUCGCGAAAAAAUGAAAAAAGAAAACUUGGCAGCUUACAUUGUUCCCUCAACAGAUUCACAUGGGAACGAGUACGUGAAAGAACGUGACAAGCGACGUGAAUUUAUAAGUGGUUUCAGCGGAUCUGCUGGUACAGCCAUAGUGACGAUGAAAAGCGGCAGUGCAUUGUGGACCGAUGGGAGAUACUUCCUUCAAGCCGAUAAGCAGCUGGACUGUAAUUGGAUUUUACAGAAAAAAGGCCGAAAAGGGGUUCCAUCGCAAUCUGAGUGGCUUAAACAGGUGCUAAAUUCUGGGGAUGUUGUCGGAAUUGAUCCUUUUCUGCGCAGUAUAGAUUUUUGGGACAAGACAGUUAAGACAUUGAAAAAGAAAAAUAUCACAUUGAGAGGCGUUCAAACAAAUCUGGUAGAUGCCAUAUGGACAGGUCGGCCAAAAGAGGAAAAGAAAAAAAUCGUAGUUCAUCCAUUUAUUUACACAGGUAAGCGUUGGUAUGACAAAGUUGUAGAUGUUCAGAAGAAAAUGAAAGAAGAGGAAACAGCAGCUCAUGUUGUGCAGAGUUUAGAUUCCAUCGCUUGGUUAUUAAACUUGCGUGGUGAUGAAAUUUCAUACAAUCCUGUAUUCUUUGCUUAUGUUAUCGUUAAGAUGGAUGAAGUUCUGUUUUUCGUGGAUGGAGACAAGAUAUCAUCAAAAAACGUUCAAGACCAUUUGCAGCUAAGAAAGUGCUCCGGCAAAUCCUACUGUGUGAAGACAAAGUCGUACGACUCAGUUGUAGAUGAAUUGCAUGAGAUAAGCAAUAAUUUACCGCCCGACACAAAAAUAUGGUUCAGUCCAACGGAUAGUCAUGCUCUAAGACAACGUGUUGCUGACGACAAAGUGUAUCUUGAUUAUUCACCCAUUAUUUUGAUGAAAGGCAAAAAGAAUAAAGUAGAAUUGGAAGGAAUGAAAAGAGCUAACCUAAAGGAUUCCGUUGCUUUGGCGGAAUUUUUCUUAUAUGCCGAAAAACAGGUGGCAAAGAAAGCGAAUAUCACUGAGCUGUCGUUGGGUGAAAAAAUGAUAGAGUUUCGCAGCAAACAAGCUUUGUACAAAGGCCUUAGUUUUCCUUCCAUCAUUGGAUUUGGGCCAAACAGCGCAGUAAUCCAUUACACAGCGUCGAAGAAAACUGACAGGCGGGUGACAAAUCAAUCUACCCUUUUGGUUGACACAGGCUCGCAAUAUUUAGAAGGAACUACAGAUGUCACUAGAAGUGUCCAUUUUGGAACGCCAACGGCAAAACAAAAGAGUGCAUUUACUCGCGUGUUAAUGGGACAUAUCGAUGUUGCAAAAGCGUUUUUCCCUCAAGGAACGUACGGUCGCGCACUCGAAAUAUUUCAACGUGAACCUCUGUAUCGAAAUGGCUGGAAUUACAGACAUGGUUCAGGACAUGGAAUUGGUUCAUAUCUUUAUAUCCAUGAAGGUCCAGGUUGGUUUGCACCUGGUUGCCCAACGGCGUCGGAAAAACCGUUGGAUGUAGGUUUCGUGAUCACUGAUGAACCUGGUUUCUAUGAAGAUGGUGAUUUUGGUGUCAGAAUCGAAACUACAUUGACUGUAGAAAACGGAAGUACUUCUAAUCGUUUCGACAAUGUUGACUACCUUAAGUUUGAACCUAUUUGUUACUUUCCAAUACAAAGAAAGCUUAUCGAUGAAACUAUCAUGAGUGACCAUCAGCUGAAAUGGUUGAAUGACUAUCACAAGAAAACAGCAGAGCUAGUCGGCCCCGAGUUGAAAAGACAGGGGAAAAUGAAGGAAUAUGAUUGGCUGAUAAAGCAAACCAAACCAAUUUUUAAGAAUACAGAUGUUACCGCUUCGAGCGCAAUAACAACACUGCAAUCGAUUUCUCUUUUUCUUGUAGCUGUUGCGUAUUCUAGUUUAUAUGUUGACAAUCCUUUCUGAAAAUCGUCUAUACACAUGUAUAGAAUGCACAUGCAUUCUGAACUAGAUUAUUUUGCACAAAAUGGACCACGUGAAUGGCCAACAUGUGUAGGCUAUACUAAAAAAUAUCAAUACUUAGAACAACAAUCACAAUGUCAAUAACGGCCUUAAUAAUCACAUUUUUUGUUUCAGUGUGAUAGAUAUAAUCAAAUUGAUUUUUCCGUAGGUAAUAUUAAUUUUUUAAAAUGUUCUCAAUUAUAAUUAAUAGAAAUAAAUAUUAAUUAUUCACCUAUAAAAAUGUAAGUUCUGACCUAUA